Oncorhynchus gorbuscha (pink salmon) is the source of this 3203-nucleotide messenger RNA. RefSeq names its product glucocorticoid modulatory element-binding protein 2-like. The transcript has 9 exons. The coding region runs from base 574 to 2160 and encodes 528 amino acids. Gene Ontology annotation, biological process: positive regulation of transcription by RNA polymerase II. NCBI's taxonomy places the organism in Eukaryota, Metazoa, Chordata, Actinopteri, Salmoniformes, Salmonidae. The record is from RefSeq and is a predicted model, not a curated record. Gene Ontology annotation, molecular function: RNA polymerase II cis-regulatory region sequence-specific DNA binding; DNA-binding transcription activator activity, RNA polymerase II-specific. Gene Ontology annotation, cellular component: nucleus.
UACGUUAUUUUAUCACCACGACGUAGCGUUCGCUGUCUGUACGUGAACUGCCAAGCAAAAACGUAGCUACAGCCUGUGAAAUUGAAUUUCUAAUGUAUGGUUUAUCUAACGUUGUAAAAUAUCCAGCUGAAUACGUCUCCCUAUCUGUAUCGGCAUGCCCUGUUUGGGCCUAGUUUGCUUGCUAAACACUUAGCUAGCUAGCUACUUAGCAAACUUCUUACGCCAUAAAUAUUGCUAUUGCUAGCUACAGCACAGAACAAGCUGCAAUGAGAACUGUGUAGGUAACAACUAACUCGCUCAAUAAUAGCAUUGGUGUGAUAUUGAUUAGUAAGCCAGGCCCUCUCCACAACAUGUAUCACUAACUGCGCGUGUUUAGCUACGUAGCCAAUUGAAACGGGCCUAUUAAAGCCAAGCUUAUGAUCCCUACCGCCAUAAUCACCCCUGUAAGGCCAGUUGGUGGUAGCCACAAUGAAGUGCCCAAUAGCUUCUGUUAAUUGCCAAUAGCCCACCUCAUCUCAUGCAAGCUAAACCAGCCUUGAAGACAUUGAAGGGAGAUGUGCUCUUGAAUUACAAAUGUUAUCAUUAGCACACAACUGUGUCUUCAUAUCACUUAGUGAGACCUCAACCUCCCUCAUGGCAUCAUCUGAGGUCAAUGUUCAUGUGGAGGAGGUGGUAGUCGUGACAACGCCGGAUGGAGCAGGGGAGGGCUCAGCUGCCGAAGUGAAGACUGUGCUGGUGGCUACAGAGCUGACACAACCGGGGGAGGAACUUGCAGAUGGAAGCAUUGAGUCUGAAACCGAUGCCACCACCACUCUGACAAAGGAGGCAAUCUUAGUGAAGCUGUCAGGUGAGAUGGAUGUGGAGGCUGACGUGGUCUACCCGGUCACCUGUGGGGACGUGAAGGCCACUCUGGUCUGGAAGAAGUUUGUUUGUCCAGGCAUCAACAUCAAAUGUGUCCAAUUCAAUGAGCAUCUCAUCAGUCCCAAGGAGUUUGUCUAUAUGGCUGGGAAAUCUACACUGAAAGACUGGAAGAGAGCCAUCCGAGUGAACGGCACAAUGAUCAGGAAAAUCAUGGACUCUGGCGAGCUGGAUUUCUACCAGCACUCCAAAGUGUGCUCCAACACAUGCCGCAGUACCAAGAUUGACCUAGUGGGGACCAGAGUGUCACUCAGAAGCCAGCAGUCCACCGACUACGUCCCUGUCACCCCCUCCUCAGCUGACAUGAACGGAUCACAGGCCACGUUUCCAACAGAAGUAUCAUCAGACGAGACCACAGAAUGGGUCACGGCCAUAGGAGAGGACUCUGUGACGUUCUGGAGGGGUCUGAAGGAGGCAGGGCUGCUGGAGGAGGUGGUGGAGGACUUCCAGAAGGAGAUCCAGGAGGUGCUAAAGGGCAUGCAGGAGCGCAUCACCGAGCCUCCCCUGCAAGUUAAUGACGCUGUGCUGCUGAACAACAUAGUGCAGAACUUUGGCAUGCUCGACCUGGUUAAGAAGGUGCUGGCCAGUCACAAGAGCCAGAUGGACCGAUAUAGGGAGCAGUAUUCACGCAGUCUUGUCGCUCUGGAGCAGCAGUGUGACGAGCACAGGAAACGUGCCAAGGAGCUGAAAAGCAAAUCCCAACACCUCAACAAUGUCCUCAUGAACCUGACUCCCGUGGCCACGCCACCCACGCCGAAACGCCCCCGCCUCACCCGCGCCGUCUCAGGCCCCGCCGUUAUGUCCAGCGCCCCAACCCAGAUCACCCUGCCCCUCACCCAGCUCACGGGCCUGCCUGCUGGGUGCAAAGUUCUCUCGAUGGGUGGCGCGGUUGGUGCCGGCCAGCAGACCUACACGGUGCUGACAUCCCCCGUGGGCGAGUUGGGCCCAGAUGCCUCCAAUCUGACGGUACUCUCUUCAGCCGCCGCCGUUCAGGAGGGCGCCGCCGCCACAACGGCCUUCAUCAAGAUGGUCAGCCCGGGCUACCAGCUAAUCACGCUGCCUGCCGCGCUGGGAACCCAGCUACAGGGCUUUGCAGGGGGCACGCUCCAGGGCACCCCCACCAUGGUGGCAAUGCCCAUGGGUAACAAUGCGCUGCAGGGUAUGGCAGCAAUAACGGCAUUGGAUACACAGGUGGACGUUCAGGUGCAGGAAGCCAAGGAGACGGUGGAGGUGGAGAGUUAGAGAGAUGUACUACUCCUAUAUUAUUACACACACACAGCAGGAACUGAGGCCCCGUUUGUCCUCACUGGUUUAAGUGCUGGAACCAGUGUAGGUCUAGUGGUGGUGAACUAUGAAGCACCCAUCUCAGUAAAACUUUAUAAAGAUGAAUUAAAACAUUUCUAACAACGUAUACAUGCACUGCCCGUUUUAGUCGUAAGAACCAUCACGUGUGUAUGUUUUUUCCCAACAUGCAAGUAGAUGCCAUCCCUGCUCAAAAGUCAUGAUCUUAGCUCUUCUCAGGUGUCAAUUUUCACAGGGGUGUACGUGCCAUGUUCACAUUAUUUCUUUACAUUAUGCUAAAAAUGUAGAUUCUACAAAUGCUCAUCUUUCAAUGUCAGAAUUAUUUUUCAUUUCAGCGAUGAAUUAACUGUAUAUAUCUUUUUGUUGAAUAUUACAAUAUUAAUUAUGUUUGUUUCUGAAAAUGAGAUACAAGACUUUGCUCACACACAGUAUCAGCGCAUGUGCGCGGGUUCGCCUCAGGCUGUUAGAGCGUAGCAGCCAGGGAACCAAAACAGAAGAGAAGUUGAGCCUCGUGCUUCAACGCUCUUAGUGGUUGCGGAAAUUGACCCACAAUGCUGUUUACUUAAUGCAUCUAUGUCAUAUCGCUGAGUCUACUUUUUAAAGCUUUGAACAAAUUGAAAGUGAACAAACUGGUUGUUUUGUUGGACUUGUAAGAGUGUACACUUUGUAAAUAAAUUUGCUAAAUUCUUCAAUCUUUGUAAUUUGUUAGGGCUAUGAGUUUUUGUCGAUUAGAACAGUUCAAUGUUAGUCGUGUUUCCACUGUAGUGUGCUCUGAAAUGACUGAAGUCUACAGUGCAUUCGGAAAGUAUUCAGACCUCUUUCCCUUAUUUCACAUUUUGUUACGUUACAGCCUUAUUCCAAAAUGGAUUCAAUCGUUUUUUUUUUUUACUCAAUCUACACACAAUACCCAAUAAUGUCAAAGAAUAACAGGUUUAGUAAUAUUUGCUAAUUUAUUCCAAAUAAAAAAACUGAACUCAACAUCA